AUGAAGGCUUAUUUGAGAUAUGAAGGCAUUGCUAGAUAAUAAUAUCCUUAAUCUCCAUUAUAAGUAGAACCCAAACCAUUAUUUACUAUGAUGCCUCGUCGUAAAACUGCUUAAGCACCAUUUAGAAAAAGCUUACAUCAAAACAAAUCACCCAUGAAUUUCGAUAGAUAAUUCGUUCUUGAAGAGUUAAGAAUUGCCAAUGCAUCUCUUUAAGAAGUUAAUAAAGAAUUAUCAUAAUUGAAUGAAUCCUUACAUGAACAAAUUCAAAAAUUGUAAGAAUCGAACAAGGUUUUACAAAUACAGAUCAAUUAAAUGACAAUUUAAAUUGAUGAUUUAAAAAUUAACAACAGACAUUUGAGAUCCUAAGAUAGCAGUUUACAUUUGCAGUCGAAAACAUUUGAUUAGAGGUUCAAACUAAUUGAGAUUUAAGAUUUCAAGAUUAAAAUAACCACAUUGUGUAUCUACAGUUACAAUUAAGAAAGUUAAAUGAGUAAUUAGAGUAGAAAAGAACCUUAGAAAGUAAACCCAUAAAAAUGCAAUAACUAGCUCUUAAAGAAUUCGAUAGCAUUUGCGUAAUCAAAUCAUUAUAAAUGAUAGUUAGAUCUGAAGAAUUAUAUUAUUUGUAAGUUGUGUCAUUAGGAAUUAAAAGAACCAGUUACUGUGAUUCCAUGUGCACAUUCGUAUUGUCGAUCAUGUAAGAAAGGUUAUAUGGGCCAUUGUUUCAUUUGUGGUCCUGAUGAAUAAAUUGAAGCUACCUAUGCUAAUAUGUUGUUGAUUCCUAUGAUUGAGUUAUUCAAAAAGACAUGUCAAAUAAGAGAAAUAUUUAAAUGAUUUUGAUAUAUUUUAUAUUUAGA
Molecule: messenger RNA, 854 nt
Organism: Paramecium sonneborni
Lineage: Eukaryota; Ciliophora; Oligohymenophorea; Peniculida; Parameciidae
Source: the annotation of a GenBank genome assembly